Branchiostoma floridae (Florida lancelet) is the source of this 3163-nucleotide messenger RNA. Its product is annotated as fibropellin-1-like. The record is from RefSeq and is a predicted model, not a curated record. The transcript has 20 exons. Gene Ontology annotation, molecular function: zinc ion binding; calcium ion binding. NCBI's taxonomy places the organism in Eukaryota, Metazoa, Chordata, Leptocardii, Amphioxiformes, Branchiostomatidae. Bases 1 to 2325 code for a protein of 774 amino acids.
AUGGAGAAUCGUGAACAUGUGGACGAGUGUGUGUCAACCCCCUGUGUCCACGGUACCUGUGCUGAUGGAGUGAACAGCUACUCCUGCAUCUGUGACCCUGGAUGGAGAGGGACGGACUGCACAGAAGAUAUCGAUGACUGCACGCCAGACCCCUGUGAUUUCGGCAAGUGUGCCGACACCAUAGGCGGCUACACCUGUACCUGUGAUGCUGGGUGGACAGGACCGAACUGCCAUAUAGAUGCCGAUGAGUGUGCGUCCAACCCCUGCGGACACGGUACUUGUGCUAAUCAUGUCAACAGCUACAGUUGUACAUGCCCGGUUGGAUGGCAAGGGGACAACUGCCAAAUAGAUUUGGAUGAGUGUGAGUCCAGCCCGUGCGAACAUGGCAGCUGCAGUGACAGUGACAACAGCUACUCUUGUGUAUGUCAUCCCGGGUAUACAGGAACAAACUGUGACACAGAUAUUGACGAGUGCACGUCCAGCCCGUGUAUGCACGGCACAUGCGCAGAUGGAGUGGGACAGUUCACUUGUGUCUGUGAAGCGGGGUGGUCUGGAGUCACUUGUAACGCAGAUUUUGAUGAAUGUGAGUCCAGCCCAUGUGCUCACGGCACCUGUACCGAUGUGUUCAACGGCUACACUUGCGUGUGCGAGGCAGGAUGGGACGGAACUGAGUGCAAUAUAAAUAUCGACGAGUGCUCCUCCAACCCCUGCCAACACGGCACCUGCAAUGACACGGUGAACGGGUACAGCUGCAGCUGUGAGCCGGGAUGGACCAACGACACCUGCAAUCAAGAUAUAAACGAAUGUGCAACCAACCCCUGCCAACAUGGAAAGUGCGUUGAUAAAGUGAACGGCUUCACCUGUGAGUGUGAUGGGGGCUGGACAGGUGAUACCUGCAAUAACGAUAUCAACGAGUGCGAGUUUGGCCCCUGUGUAAACGGCAACUGUACUAACUCUGACGGUGGAUACUUUUGCGUGUGUGAGGACGGAUGGACCAACAACCGGACCUGCAACGAAAGCGUUGACGACUGCGGCCCCAGCUCCUGUAAUCAUGGUACCUGCAGAGAUCUCCACAAUAACUACACCUGCAUAUGUGACCCGGGAUGGACAGACCUGAUAACCUACUAUGAAGACGUCGAUUGUCAAUGUAACACCUCUGUCCCUGUCAACUCUACUGACGGUGAGAAGAACUACACAUGCACUUGUGCUGGGGGCUGGAACAGGACCUACUGCAGUUUAGAAAUAGACGAGUGCAGUUCCAACCCUUGUCAGCAUGGAGCAUGUACGGACUAUGUGGCCAGAUAUAUCUGCAGCUGUGAAGAAGGUUGGGAAGGGGAAAACUGCGAUCAAGAGAUAUUCAACGACUGUGCCUCCGACCCCUGUGGCUUACAUGGGACCUGUACCGACGGUAUCAGUUCUUACAUCUGCACUUGUGAAAAGGGGUGGACUGGCAUCAACUGUGAAAAAGGCCCACCGACAUAUUCCUUCCAGCUGACCAUGGACAACCGGGAGUUCACUGAUCAGCUGAGUGACACGACUUCUGAGACGUUCAUUUCUCUAGCAGGGGAGGUUUCACAAACAAUAUGGUGGUACCUAAACCGAACCACUGUUGGGCCAGACAUCAUCAGUGUGGUGAUAACAGGUUUCCGCCCGGGAAGUGUUAUUGUAGAGUAUGACGUCCGCUUCCGUCAGAACACCUCUGUGACAGGUGGAGAAGUACAAGAGGCAUUCAUCUCCGUCUUAAGUAACAACACAGGUCUGGGUGAUGCUUUAGGGAUCCAGGUGCAGUCAAUAUGCAUGGUGGCUAACGGUAGCAGCACAUGUGUAGAGCCCAGUUCCCAGCAGUGGCAAUCUUGGGUCACCUACACCAUCGUAGGGUGUGCAGCUGCGGUCCUGCUUCUGGUUUGCUGUGUCUUUCUUGCAUUGAGAACUCAAAGGAACAAGCAAUGGUCCUGGCGACUAAAGAAGGAAUAUGACCAGUUUGACCCCUACAGCAGACGGAGCAGCAUGGAAAGCCGUCAACGCAAGGUGACGAACCCCCUUUACGAAGGACAGGGUACCUCCACUGCCUAUGAACUCCAAGACGCGGGACUUUCGGAUUUUGAAGAGAGCGGACUGACAGACCUUCAAGAUGGCGGACUUACAGACAAUGAAGACGGCGGAUCAACAAUCUUUCACUCGGAAGGAGGGUCCACAGAACUGCAAGAUGGCGGAUCAACAGGCUUUGAAGACGGUGGAUCAACAGGCUUCGAAGAUGGAGUCUUGACAGAAUUUCAUGAGCUUGACCUGACGGAAGAAGAAGGAUCCCAAGACGGAGUUUGCUGAGACCAGAGGACAAGUACCUGUGGUCCAUCAUCAGCUGUAUCUACAAACAAGCUUCAAGGUUUACUGUGAAAAGAAAAGGGACACUACGUAUACCGACAGAGAAUAGUCGUAGUAUGAUGAUUUCAUCGGGCAAACUUGAAUUUCCAUGUGAUAACUAGUACUAAUACAGGCUUUUGUAUGCUGCUACAUGUACAUUGCUCUUUUUGUUCAAGAUUGCAAAUGUAUUUCCUCCUGUAAUUUUGAAUUACUUUGUGUAAAUUGCAGAUGAGUCCAGAACAGUGUGACUAUAAUAAUGAUUAUGUUGCAGUUCCAAAAAAGGGAAAAUUGACAGUAAAGGUUGUAGAUGAAAGUAAAUGUAUUAUAUCUGUCUAUAUAGUUAUGUGAAAGGCAUCAGUGAUGACAGGCAUUAUCUGUCCUGUAUUGAUGUAAUUAUAAGUUCAUGAUUGUCAAUGUACUGGAAAGACAUUUUAACGUGCUUCAGACCUGUUAUUUCCUGUUAUUAUUUCUGUGUGUGUGCAUGUUUGUGAAAUGUGAAUAUAGAUAUCUAUAGGAAAAGGUACCAAACCCUCAUGAAGGAUUCGACCCAAUUUAAAUUGUAGCUUAGUAUUGAUAAAGAAAUUUGAUUCAGUUGAGUCUGUCUGUAAUAUCAUAUAUAAAUUUGACAAUCGAAGAAUACGAAUAUAACGUUACUUGCAUUGAUUGGGUCAAUUUCAGCAAGUAAGACAUUUGCUCUCAAAGCACUUGUAUUGAAGUAUUUUGCUGCCAUUGUAGGACAAGGUGGCCACUCUUUUACCAGAAUAAAAGCGAAAUGCAAGAAAUAUAAAUGUAAGAUGAUUUA